AUGGGUAUACAGACGGCCGCAGCGGCGGCGGCGGCGGCGGCAGCAUCGGCAGGAGCGGCGGCGGCACGGACGGGUUCGGCCAGAGCGCCGUCACCGACAGCAGCAUCGGCGGGAGCGGAGGUGGUGCGGACGGCUUCGGCCAGAGCACCGUCCCCGACAGCAGCAUCGGCGGUGGCGGCAUCGGUGACGGGGGGAACCGCAGCAGCAGCAGCAGCAGCGGCGGCGUCCCCGGUCGCCGCGUUGGCGUUGGGUGUCCAGACGGCCGCAGCGGCGGCGGAAGCGACAUUGAUGAUGGGGGUAACGGCAACGGCGACAGCAGCAGCGGCGUCCCCGGUCGCCUCAUCGGCGUCGGGUGUCCAGACGGCCGCAGCGGCGGCGGAAGCGACAUUGAUGAUGGGGGUAACGGCAACGGCGACAGCAGCAGCGGCGUCCCCGGUCGCCUCAUCGGCGUCGGGUGUCCAGACGGCCGCAGCGGCGGCGGAAGCGACAUUGAUGAUGGGGGUAACGGCAACGGCGACAGCAGCAGCGGCGUCCCCGGUCGCCUCAUCGGCGUCGGGUGUCCAGACGGCCGCAGGGGCGGCGGCGGCGGCACCGGUGACGGAGGAACGGGAGUGGCAGCUCCGGCGGCGGCAACGGCGGCAACGGCGGCAGCCGCAGCAGCGACAGGAGUGGCGGUUACGGCCAGAGCUCCGUCGGCGACACCGGCGGCAGCAGGAGCAGCGACGGAAGUGGUGGCUUCGGCCAGAGCUCCGACGGCAGCAGCAGACGGCAGCGGUGGCUUCGGCCAGAGCCUCGUCGGCGGCAGCAGCGACAACGGCGGCGGUGGUAGAGGCGGCAGCAGCGACGUCACCGGCAGCCCUGUUGGCGCUGGAACUAAUGACGGUCGUGGCGGCGAGGAACGGCGACGGCGGCGAUGGCAGCGGCGGCAGCAGCGGUGGCGCCCUUUGAGUCGACCGGGAACGGGGAGGACACGGUGACAGCGACGACCUCACCUUGUUACAGCCAAGUGGGAGAACAUGUGAAACGUUUACGACUUUGUUUGGUUUUGUGAGCAGGCAUGUAUGUUUUUGCUUCGCCAUUUGGCUUCGCAUCUAUUUUUGUUUGUUCUGUUUUUCCCUUGCUAGCGCACCGUGCACUUUGAUGCAGCAAACACAUGUAUGCCACGGCGUGUGCGUUUUUUUUUUUUUCCUUUUGUACUUGGUUUCAUGAUAGUAAUU
This is a messenger RNA of Ectocarpus sp. CCAP 1310/34, 1217 nucleotides long. Lineage: Eukaryota; Phaeophyceae; Ectocarpales; Ectocarpaceae. The record is from the annotation of a GenBank genome assembly.